AUGCUCGUCGGUCUGGUGGAAGAGAUGACGCAUAAGUGGGAACGGCAACUCGACGACGGCGGGGAGGGGGGAUGGGAUGACGACAUGCUGGCGAGAGAAGGCACCGGAGGUGACGGCAACGUCGGGGCGCAUGGGAGAUUAAUUCGCUACCUCGCAGUCACUCCUGUUCGGACCCAAUAGAAUGGAUUGUAGGCUCAAAAGGAAUGUAUUGUGUGGUGGGUGGUGCGCACACGGAGUUGAUCGUUAGUAGCCGAGGGACAUGCAAUGUACUCUGAACCGAACCGUUGCGGGAAAGGGGGCAGGAAAAUGAAGAUGGAGGGUGGAAGCAGCCAUGAAAGCGAUACGAUCGGCAGCCCUCGAGGGGCCUGGGCUGCCUAUCGGGGUGAUCGAUUGGCCGGGAGUCGCUAGCAGCCUGUGGAGGCGACAUUCAGUUGCAUGGUCGCCACAGCUAUGCCAGGGGUUGUGGAAGUUCGUGGCGUACGGCGACGUCGGGGCAGCGAUGAACGCGCUUCCGAGAGCAGGGGAGACGCUCAACGGCGCGUGGACCCGGCAGGAUCUGCUGUACGACUCAGAUGCGGAGGCGUUGUCCGUCAACCCGCUCUUCAUCUCCAAGAAAGACACAACCUCCAAAGUCCCGAGGUGGGGGCGGUCGAGAUCGAACCCUGCCGGUAAGCGCGAGUGGAGCCUGGCGGAGAAGGCGAGGAGCGAGGAGCCGCUCCGUCGAGCGCCGAUGCUCAUGAGCGGCUCAAUCGACCUGCGACACUCUCCCGACAGGCCCGGCAGGGUCGGGAAGCAGGCCGCGGGCCGCGCUUCGGACGAAGAUCAGCUCGUGCCCCUCUGCACAAUCGCCGCGCGGCCUACGUUUGUUCGGACCCGCAAGCGGCCUGCGAAGGGGAUUGCUCGGCCGCGGGACCCGCUGUCACCGCGAAGCGCGAAAGCUGCCGCUGAGAUCGCAGAAGCGGAAGCUCGAGUAUACGAGGAGCGGCAGGGGAUGCAGCUUCUCCUACAGCAGUCCGCAGCAGACUCUUCGGCGACCGGAAAACAGAACCCGAAGGUCAACCGCGCCUCUGGCAACGCCCACGCUGCAGGCUCACCCCCGUUAGCGCAGGCCGGCGGCGUUGGAGGUGUAGCGGAGGGUCCGAGGCUGCAACAAAAGAAGCAGAGGAACAACACCACCAGCGUCGAGCGGGCCGCGUCCGAGGCGGCAAAGCGGGCGGAGGUCUGGGCGGCGGCUAGCGAUGCGGCAGCAGCCGCGGCUGCUGCCGCCGCUGCUGCUAAGGGUUCUGCAGCAGCGUCGGCUUCCACUACCGCACGGUGGUCAAGCCAUCGUCCGCCGACUGGUGGGCCUGCAAGAGGCUUGGCUUCGGUUCCACAGCAGGUGGAAUGGCAGAGUCAGGGAGAUGUUUGUACGGCGGACUCUCAGGGCCGCCAACACGGUCGGCCCGUGGUAUCGGAGGGGUCCUCCCCCCCGGUGCCGCCAACCGCAAACCUCCACGCGUUGCACGUCGCCGCGAACGCCGAAAGCGACGGCGCCGCCGGCAGACCGCCGCCGUCGUCCCAAGACCCGGCUGUA
Molecule: messenger RNA, 1573 nt
Organism: Ectocarpus siliculosus
Lineage: Eukaryota; Phaeophyceae; Ectocarpales; Ectocarpaceae
Source: the annotation of a GenBank genome assembly